Molecule: messenger RNA, 1584 nt
Organism: Castor canadensis (American beaver)
Lineage: Eukaryota; Metazoa; Chordata; Mammalia; Rodentia; Castoridae
Gene: Znf215
Product: zinc finger protein 215
Biological process (GO): regulation of transcription by RNA polymerase II
Cellular component (GO): nucleus
Molecular function (GO): DNA-binding transcription factor activity, RNA polymerase II-specific; RNA polymerase II transcription regulatory region sequence-specific DNA binding
Source: RefSeq, a predicted model, not a curated record
AUGCAGCCUCAGAACCAGUUGAUGGCUAUUUCAAAACCUCAGAACCUAGCUCUACAUGAACAAAGUGAGGCCUUGAGAACAGAUAUGUCUUGGAGACAUAUGACCAUCAUGGAGACAUAUGACUCUGAAGCAUCUCGUCAAAAGUUCAGAAGUCUCCAAUAUUUGGAAGUGUCUGAGCCCCGUGAAGCCCUGAGCCAACUUUGGAAGCUCUGUCUUCAGUGGCUGAGACCAGAGAUUCAUACAAAGGAGCAAAUUCUACAGCUGUUGGUGCUGGAACAAUUCAUGACAGUCCUCCCUGACGAAGUCAAGACCUGGGUGAAUUUACAGCAUCCAAAGAACAGCAAAGAUAUGGUGACCCUCAUAGGGGAUGUAAUUGAAAUGCUCAAAGAUGAAGAUACACCCUGCAAUGACUCUGUCCUCCAGAAGAGUAGCAGCAAGGAGAAGCAAGUGGAAGCUGACUCACCAGCAGACAAACCCCAGGAACCAGUGGCAUUCAAAGACGUGGUUGUGGAAUUCAACGAGGAAGAAUGGGGGCAGUUGGACCCUUCUGUAAAGAGACUAUACAGGGAUGUGAUGCUGGAGAAUUAUAGGAACCUGAACUCUUUGCAAAAAGCUCAUCUGCUUUCCAAACCAGAUGAAAUCCCUAACCUGGAGAGUAAGAAAAAAAGAUGGCUAAUUGAGGGAGAAAUGCCAGGAAUGACCAUGUUGGAUGUACAGACUAUUUCAGAAAACCAGGAUGCAGUAUCAAAACAGAGGGUUUCUGUAGAAGAAUCAUCCCAAGAAGUAAUUAUGACAAUGCUUACCAAAAUUAGACAUCCUCCCUCAACUCUCUGGAAAAGUGAGGAUUGGUUACAUAAGAACCAGAAGAACCAGGACAUAAAUUUGCCACAAGAGGCUUUCAUUCAUAAGACAGUUUACACUGAGGAGAAAGACUCUGAAUGUAAUGAAAAUAAGAAAAACUUUAAGUCAAUUAACUUUAUUUGGGAUGUACAACAGAGAAUUCCUACAAGAAAGGGGUCCACAGAGGGCUCUAACACUAACUUCAAAUUUAAUUUAGAGUCUGUAGAUAAGCAACAUGCCAAAUAUAAUGAAGGUGGACUUACCUUAAGCCUAAGUAUGCAUAAUAUUCAACCCCAAAAAAGUCAUACUACAGGGAUUUCCUAUGAAUGUUGUCAGUGUGGGAAAGCCUUCAGCCGAAGUUCAUCUCUCAUCCGACAUCAGAUCAUUCACACUGGAGAGAAACCCUACAAAUGUAGUGAAUGUGGGAGAUUCUUCAACCGACACACAAACCUUAAGAAACAUCAAAAAAUUCAUACUAAGGCAAAAGCCUGUGAAAGCAGUAAGUGUGGAAAAGCCUUCUGUAAGAAUGAAGACAGUAAUAGAUAUCCAAGACACUGUUCUGGAAACAAUCCCUAUGUAUGUGUUGACUGUGGGAAAUCCUUCAACCGCAGCUCCUCCCUCAUUCGACAUCAGAUGAUUCAUACAGGAGAGAAACCAUUCGAGUGUAAAAAGUGUAAGAAAACCUUCAACAGACAUUCAAACCUUACUAAACAUCAAAAACUUCAUACCCAAGUUAAAUCCUGA